UAUUACCACACCGCGUCGCGCCCACACUCGUUCACGCGCGGACUCUGACGGAGCGAAAAACUAAAAAAGCAAGGGUCGGAGGGAAAAACAAGAAACCGCAAGUUCAUCGUGUGCCAAACCCUUGCUUAGCAGUUGACGUAUUUCAUAGGGAAACAAAGAUUUUAUUUCAGAGUACUUCAUAAGGCGAUGGUUGUUCAGUCUGCAGACAAUGGAGAUUAACGAUAGCAAACCUCAUUCUGAUGAAAAUAAUCCUUCGGGAGGAUCAAAUAAUGACAUCAAAGAUAACUCUGCUGAGAAAAGUAUCUUUGUUAACCAUCCUGAAAUUUCUUGGCAUGAGAGAAGAAAACAUUGGGUUGGAGAUGAGUCUAAGAAAUCACGGAAAGCCCCUAGCGAGCCAAUUAUGAGCUGGACGACAACUUAUGAAGAACUGCUUUGUUCUAAUGAACCUUUCCACCAGCAAAUACCAUUAGCUGAGAUGGUGGAUUUUUUAGUUGACACAUGGCAUGAAGAAGGCCUCUAUGACUAGAUGACUGGGAAAUUUGUUGUAGUGGUUGCACAUUAUUAUUAGUUUUGCAGAUCAAUGGAGAUGAAGUCAAAUCCAUAGAUGAAAAAUUGGUUGCUGGUUCUCUUGUUCCUGGUUUUUUGAAUAAGAGUAUUUCCAGCAAAAAGUUGGUGCAUGUGUCCACAUUUUAAGUUGAAAACGUUGUGAAAUACAUUGGUUAUGUAAACGAAACAAGUCUGUACUUGACAAAAUCUUUUGAAAUAAGGCUUAUUAUUCAGGUAGUUUAAAGUUCUAAACUUUUUUGGUUUGCACUGGAUGGGAAGUGACUGGGAAUUACGUUGAUUUGCUAAA
Molecule: messenger RNA, 853 nt
Organism: Tripterygium wilfordii
Lineage: Eukaryota; Viridiplantae; Streptophyta; Magnoliopsida; Celastrales; Celastraceae
Exons: 5
Coding region: 209-526 (105 amino acids)
Source: RefSeq, a predicted model, not a curated record